This is a messenger RNA of Diaporthe batatas, 684 nucleotides long. RefSeq lists its product as uncharacterized. NCBI's taxonomy places the organism in Eukaryota, Fungi, Ascomycota, Sordariomycetes, Diaporthales, Diaporthaceae. The coding region runs from base 1 to 684 and encodes 227 amino acids. The record is from RefSeq and is a predicted model, not a curated record. The transcript is spliced from 2 exons.
AUGUAUCUUCCAGUCGUUCUCGUCUCCACGCUGGCUGCAGCAGCCACUGCACACCAGAAUAUCCACCAGUUCUGGGUCAACGGCGUCUCCCCAGGCUACGAGGUCGGAAUCCGCAAGGCUCCGAGUAACAGCCCAGUCACAGAUGUGAACAGCAACGACAUCACAUGCAAUGUCGGCGGCAACACGGUCCCCUCGGGCGUGACCACCAUCGCCGCCAAGGCCGGCGACACCAUCAAGGUCCAGUGGGACUCGUCCACGCACCCUGGCCCCAUCACGCACAUGCUGUUCGGCCCCGUCGCCGAUGCCUCGCAGGCCACCGGGGUGGGCUCGUGGGUCAAGGUUGAUGAGCAGGACUAUGUUAACGGCAAGUGGGCGAACGAGAUCAUGAUGGCGGUGAACAUGACGCAUGAGUUCAAGCUGCCCGCCAAGCUUGCGAGUGGCGAUUACCUGCUCCGCAGCGAAAUGCUCGCACUCCACGCCGCGCAGACACAAGGCGGCGCUCAGUUCUACAUCGGAUGCAUGCAGCUCCGCGUCACUGGAAACUCGGCGACCUGCAGCCCUAAGAUCACACUGCCUGGCGCUUACAAGGCUACCGACAGCAACAUCUACAUUCCCAACUUCUACAACGGCUUCGAUCCUACAACAUACAAGGCACCGGGAGGCGCGGUGGCGACAUGCUCAUAA